Gossypium arboreum is the source of this 1125-nucleotide messenger RNA. RefSeq lists its product as uncharacterized. Lineage: Eukaryota; Viridiplantae; Streptophyta; Magnoliopsida; Malvales; Malvaceae. Gene Ontology annotation, biological process: rRNA 5'-end processing. The coding region runs from base 75 to 794 and encodes 239 amino acids. The record is from RefSeq and is a predicted model, not a curated record. The transcript is spliced from 7 exons.
UUUUAAAAUCCCCCAACAAUUUUCUGCUUGGAUAGGGAAGCUAGGGGGCUUUAGUGUAUGACACUCAAUCUCCAAUGUCUUCACCGCGAUUGCAAUCACAUCCAUUUUUCAAUCCAUCUAAAACCAACCCUAACCUAAUCUUCUCAAAAUCCCCAUUUUUUCUUCCUUAUUUCUCAACCCUAAUCCGUAAUUAUAAUCCGAAACCCAAUGCCUUGUCGUCGUCUCUCCAAGAAUUCCCCCCAAAUGCCCUUCGCCGUAAAACCAAUCCACAAUGUACAGUAGGGUUCAGCCUAGGCGUGGAUUUGGGUUCAUCACGUACCGGUCUUGCCCUUAGCAAAGGUUUCUCCGUUCGUCCACUCACGGUUUUGAAAUUGAGAGGACAAAAACUUGAGCUACAACUGCUUGACAUGGCUGAAAGAGAGGAGGUUGAUGAAUUUAUAAUUGGAAUCCCUAAAUCUUGGGAUGGAAAGGAGACCCCUCAAUCGAACAAAGUUCGUAGUAUUGCCGGACGGCUAGCGGUUCGAGCUGCCGAGAGGGGUUGGAGAGUGUAUCUACAAGAUGAACAUGGGACAUCAUCAGAAGCUGCUUACAGGAUGAUUAACUUGGGUCUCAACAAGUCUGCACGCCAAAAAACCUCCGAUGCAUAUGCUGCUGUGAUAUUACUAGAGAGAUACUUUGCCAUUUCCGGUGAGGACAUUGAGAUUGUUUUGCCGAAACAGAUUGAUUUGCAAGAAAAACUUAGAAAGGGUACACCACUGGACAUCGAUUUUUCACCUGAAGAAUUUGUUGAUUGAUAAUACCUUCCCCAACCAGAGCAAAACACCUGGCACCACCGGUUAUAACUCGGUCAAGUUCUGAGUUUGGUCCCUCUACUAUAUUCAAAUUUUGUAUUUAACCUCUAUGUUUUAAUUUAGUUUUUCUGGGUAAGGCAAAUUUUAUUGAAUAAGCAAUUUAGAACCAACUUAGACUUUAAUUUGGUAUAAUUUUCUCAAUCUAUUUUUGUAAUUUCUUUAGUUAAUCUAAAUAGUUAAUAUUGUUAAUUAAUGUGUAACUAGCAUUUUUUUUGGGGGAAUAUACAAUUGUAAAAUUUUGAGGUGGCCAAAGCUAAAAACGUUGUGUUAGAAA